Molecule: messenger RNA, 1422 nt
Organism: Akanthomyces muscarius
Lineage: Eukaryota; Fungi; Ascomycota; Sordariomycetes; Hypocreales; Cordycipitaceae
Exons: 2
Coding region: 1-1422 (473 amino acids)
Biological process (GO): transmembrane transport
Cellular component (GO): membrane
Molecular function (GO): ABC-type transporter activity; ATP hydrolysis activity; ATP binding
Source: RefSeq, a predicted model, not a curated record
AUGGGAAAGCUGUUGCAAAGUCUCGCCUCCGACAUGUACUUGAUUGAUCACCGAGUCGCAGCAGGCCUGAGUGACUUGUUGCGAAUCGUCAUGCAGCUAAUUUUUGUUGUUUUUACCAGCGGAACAACCGCGCCUCAAACCAUUGCCAUGAUGGUUGUGAUGCUGACGUUUUACUUCAAAAUCACUGCAAGGCACCUGCGCAUGUCCAAACACCUUAAUAAGCUUAUCCCACUCGCGACACAGCCUAUUUUAGAGCAUGCCAACUCCACAGAGUCCGGAGUUCUGACGAUACGGGCUUUCAAAAAAGAGUCAACGUAUGUUGAGCGCAUGUAUGACCUCUUGGAUGUCGACCUGGGUCUGAGCUGGCACAUUACUCUGGGCCAAAGGUGGAUUCAUGGCCGAUAUGGUAUUCUUGGCUCGUUAUUCGUCUGCGCCACAGCAGCGUCCCUGGUGCUUUCGGGUUCCGAUGCUGCUACGGCAGGCUUUGCCAUCAACGUGGCCCUUCAAAUCAAGUCAACAAUGAGUGGAAUGAUGGGCAAGAUAAAUCUUCUCACAAGCGGAGCUCGUGCUGUGGACCGUGUACUCGAAAUUGUUGAUGCUCCUAUUGAGAACCAAGAGGGCGACAAUUUGGCCAAGUCUUGGCCUGCUUCCGGCAGCAUCAAAGUUCAAGACAUGGCAGUUCGGUACGAUGCAAACCUGCCACUUGUUCUUCGCGGCAUUACAUUUUCACUUGCCCCGCGCGAACGCCUCGGCGUUGUUGGCCGUACAGGUGCCGGGAAAACAAGCCUCGUCAAUGCCUUGCUCCGCUUCAUUGACAUGGAAGGGGGGAGUAUACAUGUCGAUGGCGCGAAUAUUGCCUCCGUCAAACUGACUCGUCUUCGAGGCUCCAUAUCGUUCAUACCUCAAGAUCCGCUCUUGUUUUCAGACACGCUGCGCGCCAACUUGAAUAUUCAUGGAAACAAAUCGGACGACGAGUUGCAGGCAGCUCUGAAAAAGGUGGCUAUACAAGCUACGGAUGCAAAUAAUGCGAUUGACACUCUGAACGACCUGGACAUGGCUAUCCACCCGGGGGGCGAGAAUCUCUCCCACGGACAGAGGCAGAUGGUCUGCCUCGCCAGAGCAAUCCUCGACCCUCGGCGCAUUGUUAUACUAGACGAAGCAACCAGCGCUGUGGAUAAAGCGACCGAUGCCAUGGUUCAACAAGUCAUUCGUAGGGAGUUUGCAAAAUCUACCAUCAUUGUUGUAGCACAUAGGCUGGCCACAGUUGCCGAUUUUGACAAGAUCCUGGUCUUGGACGAAGGUACGGCUGUGGAAUUCGGGUCACCGGCCGACUUGGUGCAAAAGAAGGGUAUCUUUUGGGACAUGGUGAAUCAGAGCGGAGAUGCAGAAAAUGUGCGAACGGCUAUCGAGGCGCGUGGCUGA